This is a messenger RNA of Puccinia graminis f. sp. tritici CRL 75-36-700-3, 1080 nucleotides long. RefSeq lists its product as uncharacterized. The transcript is spliced from 3 exons. The record is from RefSeq and is a predicted model, not a curated record. The coding region runs from base 1 to 1080 and encodes 359 amino acids. NCBI's taxonomy places the organism in Eukaryota, Fungi, Basidiomycota, Pucciniomycetes, Pucciniales, Pucciniaceae.
AUGGAUUCCAAAGCGAUCACCGUUUGUGAACUGCUCCAAUCAUUACCUUGCAAGAUGACACCAAAGUCGUUCUUGCUGCACUUCUUACAAUCUGAUAACUCAGAUUUAGCCUACCGGCGGCGCUAUUGGGCAGAGUCGGCCGUUGACUCAACUAUCGUCUUGGUCGAGGCAAUUGCGGAUGAAUUGAAGAGUUCCGCUACUGGACGGAAUGCAUGGGCCAAAUUUAUUGAAAAAGAGGCUAUCAAGUUAUUGGCAAGUCAACAACCCCCCAAAGGGAAUCAUCCUGUUGGGGCCUUUCAGAGUUCAACAACAGUCACAAGGGAGUACCUUGGCCCAGAGGAGAAGGAGAAGCGCGAGGUGCUGCUUACGUCUACUCACAUGCCGUUCUUGUACAACAUCCUGGUGGGAUCUCUUCAUCAUCAGCGCGGGCGGUGCAAUUCGCCCGAGAGGGACGACGAGCUUGAGGAUGAGUACCUGACGGAAUGUGAUGAGGAUGACAUGCCGAUUGAUCUUGAUGUGGUCGCAUACACCCGACGUUUGACUGGGGAGGCCAGGGUGACCUUUAGGUAUCAUCGUAUUGUCACAACAAUCUGUUCGAUGAUGUGUUUUGCCUCUAACCGACGGGCCAAUGCCCUCCAGUUGGUCAAUGGUGUCCGUUUCUUGGCUUGUGGCAUGUCGGAGCGAGUCCAUGAUUACAUGAACUUCAUUGGACUGGCUUCAUCCCGAUGGACGGCACUUGCGGCAUUGGGGACGUUGGCUAAAGGCGCUCAGUCUAAGUUGAAAGCUGCUAUGGCGGGGAAAGUUGACGAGCCUGUUGGCCCAUCCAUUUGUAUAGAUAAUAUUGACAUGGUCGAGAAGGUCCAUGCUUUGUCUGUUGGGAAUCGGUCUCAUACCUUCCGCGGGACAUGGGGCUACAUCCACUUACCUGACCCUAAGCUGCUCAAAAGACUCAAACACGAUGAGUUAUUGCUACCCGCUUACUACGAGGCAAUGCGCCUGGCUCAAGAUGUUCCAAUUGAGCCGGAAUAUGGGAGAUGCUCCGCAUCGGGGUGCUCUGCACCCCCAUUCCGGGAGGCUUAG